This is a messenger RNA of Saitoella complicata NRRL Y-17804, 971 nucleotides long. RefSeq lists its product as uncharacterized. Bases 187 to 969 code for a protein of 260 amino acids. The record is from RefSeq and is a predicted model, not a curated record. Lineage: Eukaryota; Fungi; Ascomycota; Saitoellomycetes; Saitoellales; Saitoellaceae. The transcript has a single exon.
GCCCCCCGACGACAGUCUCAAACAUUUCAUCAUUAUUAUUGCCACGCUAACGAGCUACACCAAGAGUCAUAUGACUUCAUGGAAAGAGCAUCGAUUCCUCGAUCAUGACCUCACAGCCUAACUCUUGAAUGAACUUGCAAUCCUCACACUUCACAACGUUCAUAUCGAACAACGCGACCGGCACCGAUGUCUGCUUCCUCGAAACUCGGACUAGCAACCCCAGUCUUCACGACAACAUACUUCAACACCUCAAGCCCUAACUUAUCCUUCACCUUGCGACCCACCGGCCCCACCAUGCCCAUCUCAAACCACUGGACAUCAACCGACUCUGUCCCGACGUUCGAUCUGGGUCCAGCAGCUGUCGAGUUGAGGGAAGAAAUGGUGUUGGGGAUGUGGGAGCAUCCUGUACACUUCCAUACUCCCAUCGGAGGUAACUCACCGAUGGGCUUUGCAACGGAUUCGGGGUACACAGACGCUGUCGAUGCCACCGUCGGGGCUAUCUCACCUUUGGAGCUGCCACCACCUCUCACGCCGUCCUACAUCCCACCCUCAACCCCAAUUUUGAGGUCCACCUCGAGGCGAAACCCACCUCCAGCCCUGGAGCAGCUGCCGAAACUGACCUUUUCGUCCUCGAUCGAGUCGAACUCAUCCACCGAGUCCGCGACCGCCGGGACACCUCACCCGCCCCCCGGACCAGUGCGUCAUAUCUCUUUCGCCUCGGAUACCAUCACGCGUCCGACCGGCCUUGACGCGCACCACUCCGUCCAUCUCCAUACCGGGCGUGGUCGCGCGCCGAGUCCUCAUCCCAACGUUCUGGCGCGGGCGUUUAAGAAGCAUAAAACCCAGAGAGAGGGACAUGUGGGGGUGGGUGAGAGUGGUGGAGAACGAAAGGGUGUUAGUAUUGGGGAGAAGGUUGCGGGGGUGUUGGGGGUUGGGAUUAGGGUUAGGAAGGGGUUGUGGAUGCAGUGAUG